AUGAGGCUACUUGUGAAAAUGACACUUCCACCAAAAUCACAUGAACAAAGAAAAUCCGGAAGAUUUAGUUCAUUUAAGAUGCAGAGAGGUGAUGUGAGGAAUGUUCACCAUGCUGGUCAACCAAUGCCUGGUGAGGAGCAAGAAGAUAUAGUCAUGACCAGUACCCAGAAUAACCUAUUAAAUACGAAGUGCCCUUUGACAGGAAAGCCUGUUACAGAAUUACAAAAUCCUGUCCGCUGCAUGGACUGCAAGCACAUUUAUGAGAAGGAACCAGUAAUCCACUACAUAAGCACAAAGAAACCACAUCCUCGAUGCCUAGUUGCAGGUUGCCCAAAAAUUCUCCAAGUUGGACGGGUUGUAUGCGACGCCUUGCUUACAAGAGAAAUUGAUGAAAUGCGUUUGGCAUAA
Zingiber officinale is the source of this 408-nucleotide messenger RNA. Its product is annotated as E3 SUMO-protein ligase MMS21-like. The transcript is spliced from 5 exons. Lineage: Eukaryota; Viridiplantae; Streptophyta; Magnoliopsida; Zingiberales; Zingiberaceae. Gene Ontology annotation, biological process: protein sumoylation; double-strand break repair via homologous recombination. Bases 1 to 408 code for a protein of 135 amino acids. Gene Ontology annotation, cellular component: nucleus; Smc5-Smc6 complex. The record is from RefSeq and is a predicted model, not a curated record. Gene Ontology annotation, molecular function: SUMO ligase activity; zinc ion binding.